Molecule: messenger RNA, 805 nt
Organism: Gilbertella persicaria
Lineage: Eukaryota; Fungi; Mucoromycota; Mucoromycetes; Mucorales; Choanephoraceae
Exons: 5
Coding region: 75-680 (201 amino acids)
Biological process (GO): sphingoid catabolic process
Cellular component (GO): endoplasmic reticulum
Source: RefSeq, a predicted model, not a curated record
CUAAAUGCAUUGAAUUAAUUUUCCUCUUAUUUUUCCUUCUUUUUCAUUUUUUUUAUAUCUUUUGUUUGUCUGUAAUGACGUCUGAUAUUUUUAGUUUAAAGAAACAGCUUGUUGUUUAUGGCUCACAUCACAACAACAAGGUGAAUGUAACUAUUCAUAUGAUAUUUGUACCUACCAUUUUUUGGACCGCACUUGUGUUUGCUGCUAAUACAGGUCCACUUGUAAAUGUCAAAGACACUCCUUUUGAGUUCUUGUUGCCGUUUGGUCCUAAUCUUUCUUUUUUUGGUGCUGUAUUUUAUUUAACUUAUUAUGCUAUUCUCGACCCAAUAGCAGCUUCUUUGGCUGCACCCUUUUUGUUGGGAGCAAGCUAUACAGCAACUGAAUUCCUAGCCACAAACCCCAAUGCCAACAAAAUUGCUCUUGGUAUUCAUAUUGCUUCAUGGAUUUUCCAAUUUUUAGGACAUGGUUUAGCAGAAAAAAGAAGUCCCAAGUUAUUGGACAACCUCGUACAAGCACUUGUGUCAGCACCCUAUUUUGUCUUUUUCGAAGUCUUGUUCUUUUUGGGCUAUCGUCCUCAACUCUACAAAGAGGUCAUGGCUGAAAUCAACAAGGAUAUAACUGAAUUCCGUGCAAAGAAAGCUGCCAGAGAUGGUCCUACUUACCAAUCUAUUCAACAAUAAAUAGUUUUGAACCAACUUUAUACCGAGCUGACUUAAAGUUAUAGUCUCUACAUAAACUUCGAAGAUUGCACUCCUUUAAGAAAGAAUGUGAAACCCAAUUGUAGUUCCUUUUUUUUUUUUUUUUU